This is a messenger RNA of Cyprinodon tularosa, 2338 nucleotides long. It is a transcript of the gene mlycd, whose product is annotated as malonyl-CoA decarboxylase. The transcript is spliced from 5 exons. Gene Ontology annotation, cellular component: peroxisomal matrix; mitochondrial matrix. The coding region runs from base 17 to 1531 and encodes 504 amino acids. Gene Ontology annotation, biological process: positive regulation of fatty acid oxidation; fatty acid biosynthetic process; acetyl-CoA biosynthetic process. Gene Ontology annotation, molecular function: malonyl-CoA decarboxylase activity. NCBI's taxonomy places the organism in Eukaryota, Metazoa, Chordata, Actinopteri, Cyprinodontiformes, Cyprinodontidae. The record is from RefSeq and is a predicted model, not a curated record.
CGGGAUUGUCUCUGCAAUGAUAUCCAACCCUGUUACUUGGGCUGUCCGAAUUAGUGUGAGGUGCUGGCGACACCGAGCCGUGUUUAAAGGGCUUCCAAUAGCCUCAGGCGUCGGCAGCUGGCGCUGGUACUCUGCUCCCACUCGAAGCAGUGUCUCGGUUAUGGAGGAGAUAUUGGCGAGGGUCAUUGUACCUUUACCUUCAUAUGAAACGAGAGACAAAUUCCCACCUCCGCCCGAAUCGACUAGUUUAGAGUUCAUGAACUUCUAUAGAGGUCUCGAAAAGGAAGACAAGGUGGAUUUUCUGUCCAAGCUGUCAGAGGAGUGCGGAGUGGAUCAUAAACUGGUUUCAGAACUUGCUGUGAAGUUACUGGACACUCAGCGGCGGGACCAGGCGACCAUUCUGCAAGCUGAGGACAGACUCCGGUACAGCUUGACGCCGCGGUACAAGCAGCUGUUCAGCCAUGUAAGCCGGGUUGAAGGUGGAGUGAAGUUCCUGGUGGAUCUCCGUGCUGAUCUGCUGGAAAUCCUCACAUCUAAAGCAAGCGAAAGUCCACACAUCAGGGAACUGAACAGUACCCUGAAGAGCCUGCUGUCCGAGUGGUUUUCUGUAGGUCUGCUCCGACUUGAAAGAAUCACCUGGCAGUCCCCCUGUGAGAUCCUGCAGAAGAUCAGCCAGUAUGAGGCGGUGCAUCCUGUAAGGAAUUGGACGGACCUUAAGCGCAGAGUGGGCCCAUACAGACGGUGUUACGCCUUCACCCACGCCGCCAUGCCAGGAGAGCCUUUGGUUGUGCUGCACGUGGCCCUCACUGAGGACAUCUCCAAUAACAUCCAGAGUAUUGUUCGUGAAUUUGCAACACUUGAUGCAGAGGAGGACAUAAACAAGAUCAAUUCCGCCAUCUUCUACUCCAUCUCCUCAACCCAGGCUGGCCUUCAGGGUGUGGAGCUGGGCAACUUCCUCAUCAAGAGGGUGGUCCGAGAACUGCAGAGUGAGUUCCCUCAUAUGGCUCAGUUUUCCAGUCUAUCACCCAUUCCUGGGUUCUCAUCCUGGCUUCAAGGCCUUCUGAGCCAGUACAGGAAGGAAGGCCGGGCAGCGGACCUUUUGUCCGAGCAGGAGUGGAAAGAAGUGGAGAAGACCAUCAACACUAGCCCAGGGACUCCACCUGUGGACUCUUUGCGUAAGCUUCUUGCCACCGGUGAGUGGACGCGCUCAGAGAAGCUGUCCCACGCCCUAGAGCCUGUCCUCAUGCGCCUCUGUGCGUGGUACCUCUACGGAGAAAAGCGGCGAGGCUAUGCUCUCAAUCCUGUGGCCAACUUCCACCUGCAAAACGGCGCCACCAUGUGGCGGAUCAACUGGCGUGCUGACACCAGCCCCAGGGGCAUGGCAAACUCCUGUGGAAUCAUGGUGAACUAUCGCUACUUCCUGAACGAGACGUCUAAAAACAGCGCUCUAUACCUUCAGAAUAAAGUUGUGGCAGCAUCAGAGCAAGUUUUGGGGCUUGUUUCCCAGUUUCAGAAAAACAGCAAACUGUGACUCUGUUACCUAUAAUAUUAAUGUGGUAUUCCAGGUUAUAGUUUACCUGCUGUUUACGACUAAAAAGGUGGUCUGUUAUUUUACUGGAGCUGUCUUUGAUGUUUGUCAUGUUUCCCCAAAUAUCAACAAUCAGCACCACCACCGAAUGAACCACCUGACGUCGUAGAGGAACAGAAAGUAGGACAUUUUUAACAUGAUGUAAAUCGUCCCAUCUGCUAUUUGGCUCAUUAGAUUUCUAGCCAAAGCUGUUUGAUAUUGUGUAAGUGAUUGUCAGAGCAGACUGCAGCUAAUGAAGCAGAAGGCAUCUAUCAAUGCCAGAGCAUGCUGGUGGAUAAUAGCAUGUAAUGGUGAGGCCGGUGCAGGGAGGGUGCGCACCUCGUGGAAUAAAUGAUGUUUAUACAUUCAUUUGGCUGAGCUGCUUCACUGUAAACCCAUCAGAGAUGGAGAGAAAGACAAGUAGAUGUUUUCUUUACUAUUGUCAGAACAGGAUGUGUCUCUGAUUUUCCGCUUUAAAAGUCAUUACAGAAGGCAUGGAGUCACCCGCGGGGAAAAAAUGGUUCAUAAUAAAUAAACUGAUUUUCUGUUGAAUGAUCAAGCCGAUGGUGUUUCACUGAAUGUCUUCAGCUGGACGCUCCUUUCUGCUCUCUCUCCCACAGAGAGACAUAAGCAUCCUCUAAAGAUCAUCACUGAUAUCCUAAGGACUCGGUACCUGUGCAAAGCAGGUCUAGAAUCAUCCCACAUCCCUUUGUUGGCAAAUAAUAUAUGAAAGCAAGUUAACUGUGAAAAUACAUUUUAUCUCUCAAAGGA